AUGAAGGUUCAUCCGGUGCCGAUCACUCUGCAAUACGAUAUAGCAUCGGCUCUCUCUCAGGUGAACGUCUGCGGGCAAAGAAAGCUCCGGCGACUACCCCACAUCUUCGCCAAGGUGUUGGAGCUGCCUUUCCACUCAGACGCCGACGUUUUGAUCGACGAAACCCCCGAUUCCCUUAGAUUCAUCGUCGCCGCCGGUGGAAUCACAGGUGAUGUUGGGGCACAUGCUAUUGAGAUUUACCCUGGGGUUACCAAGAUUGUUAUCCGGGUAAACGACGUUGUUGACUUGUCUGGAAAUGAAUUGGAGAUGGAUAUGUGGCGGUUUCGGCUCCCGGAUUCGACAUGGCCGGAAUUGGCAACUGCCGUUUACCACCAAGGGGAGUUGGUUGUAACAGUGCCAAAAGGCGGUGCUGAAGAAGAUGGAGGCGCUGAAGGUGGUGAUGGUGGGGAUCUUGGAGAAGAGCUAUGGACUAUGAAGCCGAUAGUUUCUUUGCAGUAG
Messenger RNA from Fraxinus pennsylvanica, 498 nucleotides. NCBI's taxonomy places the organism in Eukaryota, Viridiplantae, Streptophyta, Magnoliopsida, Lamiales, Oleaceae. The record is from the annotation of a GenBank genome assembly.